Messenger RNA from Aspergillus pseudonomiae, 876 nucleotides. Its product is annotated as shikimate dehydrogenase family protein. Lineage: Eukaryota; Fungi; Ascomycota; Eurotiomycetes; Eurotiales; Aspergillaceae. The record is from RefSeq and is a predicted model, not a curated record. The coding region runs from base 1 to 876 and encodes 291 amino acids. Gene Ontology annotation, biological process: shikimate metabolic process; chorismate biosynthetic process. The transcript has a single exon. Gene Ontology annotation, molecular function: shikimate 3-dehydrogenase (NADP+) activity.
AUGACAACCACAACGGCACAACACUACCACAUCUUCGGCCAGGGAAUAUCCCAAAGUCUCUCACCCACAAUUCACAAUGCCGCCUUCGCGCACUACGGCCUGCCACACCGAUACGAUAUCAAAGAAUGCAACAGUCUCCAAGACGUCAAGUCCAUAAUCGAUGACCUAGCCUUUGGCGGCUCCAGCGUGACAAUGCCCCACAAGCUGAGCGCCGGGGAGUUCUGUACCCAGGUCGCUGAUUCUGCUACUCGCCUUGGGGCAAUCAAUACCCUCAUUGCUCGGUGCAUUGACACUGGAGAUGGAACAUCGAAACGUGAGAUUCACGGAGAUAACACGGAUUGGUCGGGUCUUUAUUCCCUGAUCAAGGAACAUGCCGCUGGGGAGGCUAAGCAAGUUGGACUGGUCAUUGGGGCUGGAGGCGCAGCGAGAGCAGGUGUUUAUGCAAUGGCUCAAGCUGGAAUUGAGCGGAUUUACGUUGGGAAUCGGACGCUGGCUAAGGCGGAGCAAAUUGCGCGGGAUUUUGAGGAUCUAUGCCCGGUUAUACCGGUUAAGUUUCCAUCGGCGCUGCCAGAAGCUCCGGAUGUUAUUAUUGGGACUGUUCCCGGGGACGCUAUGCCGCAGGAGUCGUUCAAGGGCUUGUUUGGAAACGAGAGGGGUCUCUGCAUUGAGAUGGCAUAUAAGCCAAGAGUGACCAACCUGCUGGCUGUAGCGAAGGAGAACCCCAGAUGGAUUACGGCGGAUGGGGUAGAGGUACUUCUUCGACAGGGGUUUGAGCAGUUUCGCUUGUGGACCGGGUUGGAUGCACCGGAGGCCGUUAUGAGGAAUGCUGUGGAGGCUGCUACAGGAAGCAAGGCGGGCGUGACCUCGUCAUUGUAA